Nycticebus coucang (slow loris) is the source of this 1658-nucleotide messenger RNA. RefSeq names its product decapping mRNA 2 (gene DCP2). The record is from RefSeq and is a predicted model, not a curated record. Gene Ontology annotation, biological process: nuclear-transcribed mRNA catabolic process, nonsense-mediated decay; deadenylation-dependent decapping of nuclear-transcribed mRNA. Lineage: Eukaryota; Metazoa; Chordata; Mammalia; Primates; Lorisidae. Gene Ontology annotation, cellular component: cytoplasm; P-body. Bases 301 to 1575 code for a protein of 424 amino acids. The transcript is spliced from 12 exons. Gene Ontology annotation, molecular function: 5'-(N(7)-methylguanosine 5'-triphospho)-[mRNA] hydrolase activity; RNA binding; manganese ion binding.
ACGUCUCAUUGGUUUAGGGAGCGCAUGCUCCCCACUCUUUAGCUUCCCAUUGGGCUGUUCAAGCAGAGCAGGGGCGUGGCUGCUGGGGUUCCGCCCAACCCCUCGGCCCAGUCUCGGGGUUCAGGGUUGAGGGAGCAGGACGGAAGCGAGCGGGUUCCGCCCCUUCCCCCGCUGCUCCGGGUUCGAGCCGCCGCCGCCGCCUCCGCCGCGCGCUCUCCGGCUCGCCGGAGUCCCAGUGCCGUGCCUCGGUCCCCGGCCACGCGGAGCCGGGAUGCGCUGCUCCUGCUGCGGGCUCUCAUCAUGGAGACCAAACGGGUGGAGAUUCCCGGCAGCGUCCUGGACGAUCUCUGCAGCCGAUUUAUUUUGCAUAUUCCCAGCGAGGAAAGAGACAAUGCAAUCCGAGUGUGUUUUCAGAUUGAACUUGCCCAUUGGUUUUACUUGGAUUUCUACAUGCAGAACACACCAGGAUUACCUCAGUGUGGGAUAAGAGACUUUGCUAAAGCUGUCUUCAGUCACUGCCCAUUUUUGCUGCCUCAAGGUGAAGAUGUGGAAAAGGUUUUGGAUGAAUGGAAGGAAUAUAAAAUGGGAGUGCCAACAUAUGGUGCAAUUAUUCUUGAUGAGACACUUGAAAAUGUACUACUCGUUCAGGGGUACCUAGCAAAAUCAGGCUGGGGAUUUCCAAAAGGAAAAGUAAACAAAGAAGAAGCUCCUCAUGAUUGUGCUGCUAGAGAGGUCUUUGAAGAAACUGGUUUUGAUAUCAAAGACUAUAUUUGUAAGGAUGAUUACAUUGAACUUCGAAUCAAUGACCAGCUUGCUCGUUUGUACAUCAUUCCGGGAGUUCCAAAAGAUACAAAAUUUAACCCGAAAACCAGAAGAGAAAUUCGGAACAUUGAGUGGUUCUCCAUUGAGAAAUUGCCUUGUCAUAGAAAUGACAUGACCCCCAAAUCCAAACUUGGUUUGGCACCUAAUAAAUUUUUUAUGGCCAUUCCUUUUAUCAGGCCACUAAGGGACUGGCUUUCCCGAAGGUUUGGAGAUUCCUCAGACAGCGACAAUGGAUUUUCCUCAACUGGUAGCACACCAGCUAAACCCACUGUGGAAAAAUUGAGUCGAACCAAAUUCCGCCACAGUCAGCAGUUAUUUCCUGAUGGUUCUCCUGGUGACCAGUGGGUGAAGCACAGGCAGCCGCUGCAGCUGCAGCAGAAGCUGUGUAAUAAUCAUUUGGAAAUAUCUGACCUUUUAAAAGCAAAGAAUCAGAGUCUACGAGGAAAUGGCAGAAAACAGUAUCAAGAUUCACCUAAUCAAAAGAAGAGAACGAACGGGUUCCACAGCCAGCCAGCCAAGCAGCAGAACUCCUUGAUGAAAUGUGAAAAGAAACUUCAUCCGCGAAAACUUCAGGAUAAUUUUGAAACAGAUGCUGUUUAUGACUUACCUCGCUCCAGUGAAGACCAGUUGCUGGAACAUGCCGAGGGGCAGUCUGUGGCAUGUAAUGGACAUUGCAAGUUCCCCUUCUCAUCCAGAGCCUUUUUGAGUUUCAAGUUUGAUCAUAAUGCUAUAAUGAAGAACUUGGACCUUUGAUAGCAGCAGACAUAGAAGUCCCAAGGCAGCUACCAGGUUGCUAUGUGGGAGCAGAGGGAAAUGAGAAUGAAGAGUCAUCUAAG